Molecule: messenger RNA, 2065 nt
Organism: Diatraea saccharalis (sugarcane borer)
Lineage: Eukaryota; Metazoa; Arthropoda; Insecta; Lepidoptera; Crambidae
Source: the annotation of a GenBank genome assembly
AAUCUCAGGUUAUGUGAUUGUGAAGAGAAAGUCUCGUAUGUCGUGAUUGUUUUAAUUUAAUAAAAAAUGGGAAAAGUAAAAAAGCAAAAACCAAAUAGAAACAAAAGAAACGUAGUUGCUGUUUCCAAUGAAUCAGACGGAGAAGAACAAUUAAUUGUUGAUUCGAAAGAGACCGCUAUCCAAACUGUUUUGGAUCAACUACAGUCUGCUAACGUUGAAGAAAAGUAUUGUGGGUUACAAACACUAGCAAUAUUAAUAGAGAAUCCAGAUAACAUAGAACAGGUGACCACCAGAGGAGUAGUAAAAGUAGCAGCACCUUUGUUGUUAGAUUCGGCAAAUUCAGUAAGAAAUGCUGCUGCUGGGGCUCUUCGAAAUUUGUCUGCAGUCCGACUAGAUGUUUGCGAUACUUUAAUGGAUGAAGACAUUAUGACACCAAUCACAUGCUAUUAUCAUGAGCAUGCAGCAGAGUGGACUCCAAGCAAUUCUUCAACAAAAGAUGAGGAUUCUGAUACUUACAUCCAAUGUACAAACUUAUUAAUGAAUCUAUGUGAAAGUUCAGAGCUUGCAGUAAAAUAUGUGGGUCAAUCAAAAAUAUUAGACAUCCUGCCGAAAUAUUUACAACUGUCUAUUUUUGGGAGUGAAAUUGUUAUUGCCACAUUACAGUGUUUAUUUGUAAUAGUUGAAGAUAAUCCUCUAGCUAUAGAGAGAAUUAAAUCAAAUUCUGAGGCACAGCUACAGUCUCUUAUAUGUUUAGAAGGUAGUAAUCCUGAUAUACUUCUAAUCAAAACUGUAGCUGCAGGAGUAAUUAUUAAUAUGUGUAGUGGAGAUGUGAGUAAGCUGCCUACAGAUGUCAUCAAUCGAGUAUUAUCAAUAUUAGCUAAUUCAUUGUCAGUUGACCAUAAACUGGCAUGCAAUCAACUAUCUAGUAGUGUUCCAUUAGCUGAUGCCUCAGGAAAAGUGGCAGCACUUAAAGGCAAUGAAUCAAAAGUGCUUGAUAAUCAGAUAAAAGCAGUUCUACAAAUGUUGGAUGCCCAACAAAGUGCUAUUGAAAUUAUUGCAAAUAUUUGCUCUUGUGAUGAUGGUGAUGAAGUCACGGAUGGUGAAUCGUCAGAUGAAGAACCUGAUGAAGAGAUUUGCAAUAAUGGUGAUGACACAAUGUUGUCUGAAGAUAAGUUGCCUCCAAUGGUCAUGGAAGCACUAGUGUCUCUUGAUAUAUUCACCAAAGUUUGGGCACGCACUGAACUACCACCUCAGAAUGUAAUGAUGAUAUUGAAAGAAUAUGAAGGAUCACAAUUAGUUUACAACAAACUUCACAGUGUUCAAACCAGAGCCCUGCUGUGCAUAAACAACAUGCUAUCCACACUGCCUAUUGAUAGUUUAGGAGGAGUUAAUGGUAUAUACAAAAUUUGGCUAGACGCUGGGAAGUUAACAUUCAAACAGAACACAGAAAAUAUUAACCUAUUGGAGUCUGCAACUGCAGUGAUGAGAGCUUCUCUUGACAAAAUCAAACUCAAGGAAAAUGGAAAUAUAAAUGAAUGUAAUCUGUUCAAUAACAUGGCUCUAUCAGAUAUAGAGAUGAUGUUGACUGGUAUCAAAGAAUGCGAGACACCUGAAAUAAGGUCAAAUCUAAUCAGAAUGAUUGGAAUAUUAGCAUUACUCUUAGUAAAUAACCUGAACGAAGUAACUUCAAAUGUGAUAUGUACUAUAACAGAGUUUAUUAUAGAGCAAGCUCAUAAAGAAAAUGAUGUGUGGGUGUUAGCUGAAGCAAUAGAUACAUUAGUUGAUUUGUAUUCUGAAGAUGAAACAGAUAUGUUGGCAGCUAGAGUAAAACUAGUUGAUAAAUUAUCUAUACUGGCACCGAUACUGAAGAACAAAGCAAGACAACAGAGAAGACUUCCCAAGGAAUAUAAGGUAUUAGUUAGCACAGCCACAUCAAAUUUACCAAGAUUCAUAAAGUAUAAAAAGACGCGGUUGAGUAAUUUAUAAGUGUAAUCUAUAAUGUCUUUGUAUUACUCCUUGUAAUUUUUUUAUACAGUUAUGACGUAUUAUAUCCGUUUGUUAUAUC